Molecule: messenger RNA, 1747 nt
Organism: Helianthus annuus (common sunflower)
Lineage: Eukaryota; Viridiplantae; Streptophyta; Magnoliopsida; Asterales; Asteraceae
Product: phosphatidate cytidylyltransferase 1
Exons: 12
Coding region: 148-1425 (425 amino acids)
Cellular component (GO): endoplasmic reticulum membrane
Molecular function (GO): phosphatidate cytidylyltransferase activity
Source: RefSeq, a predicted model, not a curated record
AUUCCGAAUGCAUAUUGUGUGCGAGUGUGAGUGUAUAUAUAAUUAGAUUACAGAAGACGCAUGUAUGUAUGUAUGUCUGUGCAAGUGUUGAAGAUUGCCAGAUUUAACUGCUGCUAGGGAGUAAGUGAAAGUUGAAUCUGUGGGACCAUGAUAAAGGACAACGGUGGUAGUAGUGUUCAAGUUACACAUGCUGGAAGGAUUCGGCGGCGCAAGGCUUCAAACGAGGUUCCAGCAGAUGCAGGGCAGACUAUUGGAAAGCAGUUGUUGGUAAAUGACAAAAACAAGUACAGGUCAAUGAUGAUUCGAGCGUAUUCAAGUAUUUGGAUGAUUGGUGGCUUUAUAUUUGUUGUGUACAUGGGGCAUCUCUAUAUUUGGGCCACGGUUGUGAUCAUCCAAAUAUUCAUGGCAAAAGAGCUAUUUGGUCUACUAAGAAAAGCAAAUGAAGACAAACGACUCCCUGGAUUCAGGAAUUUAAAUUGGCAUUUUUUCUUCACAGCAAUGUUAUUUGUAUACGGUCGCAUUCUUAGUCAACGGCUUGUGAAUACGGUGGCAACAGACAAGUUUUUGUAUAAGAUUGUGGCCAACCUUAUCAAGUAUCAUAUGGUUACCUGUUAUUUCUUGUAUAUAGCAGGUUUCGUUUGGUUCAUUCUGUCAUUAAAGACGAAGAUGUACAAGUAUCAGUUUGGGCAAUAUGCAUGGACACAUAUGAUCCUUUUUGUGGUGUUCACACAGUCCUCUUUCACAGUAGCCAAUAUUUUCGAAGGAAUUUUCUGGUUUCUUCUUCCUGCAUCACUUAUUGUGGUGAAUGAUAUUACUGCCUACAUCUUUGGGUUCUUCUUUGGAAAGACACCAUUGAUCAAGUUAUCUCCAAAGAAGACUUGGGAGGGAUUUAUCGGAGCAUCGGUUACUACAAUUAUAUCUGCCUUUGUGCUUGCUAAUUUUUUAGGUCGCUUCCAGUGGUUAACUUGUCCAAGAAAGGACCUCUCCACUGGUUGGCUUCAAUGCAACCCUGGCCCCCUCUUUACGCCUGACAACGUUACUUUACCUGCAUGGCUUCCCGAAUGGUUUCCAUGGAAAGAGAUGCAUGUUUUGCCUGUGCAGUGGCACGCAUUGGGUCUUGGACUUUUUGCCUCUAUUAUUGCUCCUUUUGGAGGCUUCUUUGCUAGUGGUUUUAAACGAGCCUUUAAGAUCAAGGAUUUUGGGGAUAGCAUUCCUGGACAUGGUGGAAUCACUGACAGAAUGGACUGUCAGAUGGUGAUGGCUGUGUUUGCAUACAUCUACCAUCAGUCGUUUAUCGUGGCUCAAAGUGUGUCAGUUGGGAUGAUUCUCGACCAGAUUGUAAUGAAUCUGUCUUACGAGGAGCAACGGGUAUUGUACGGUAACCUAGGAGAAAUCAUCCAAUAUAGGCAGUUUGGUGAAUCUUGAAGUUUGCAGCAUACAUAACCGGCUGUGCUGGUGUAUAGUAAUGGUAGAUAGGAUUCCUCGACUCAACCCAUCUCUCUUUAAGAUGUAGAUGACUGAGCCGUCUUUUGUAUCAAAAUUUCAUUCAAAGUUGUCCCAGAAACAGUGAUCUAUAAGUAUAUCAGGUUUUCUUGUUGCUACAUGCUGUUGUAAUAUCAUUUAAGAUUGUAAAUGUGAAAUAUGAAAAAAAGCUCACCAUGCAUCGGGGAGGGUUUUGCAUCUCACACCCAAGAACAUGUGUUGUGGUCUUGUGGAGAAGUGAAAUGUAGUGAAAUAUUUGCUUUCA